Molecule: messenger RNA, 1345 nt
Organism: Panicum virgatum (switchgrass)
Lineage: Eukaryota; Viridiplantae; Streptophyta; Magnoliopsida; Poales; Poaceae
Product: hepatoma-derived growth factor-related protein 2-like
Exons: 1
Source: RefSeq, a predicted model, not a curated record
GCCGCGGCUAGGCGGGAGGCGGAGAGGCGGCGGCGGGAGGAGGAGGCCGCGGCUAGGCGGGAGGCGGAGAAGGCGGCCGGGGCCGCCGCUAUUAAGCGGGAGGCGGCGCUGAAGGCGGAGGCGAGGGGCCGCGCCGUCUCGUGGGAGGCCUCCGGCGGGGCCAAGGAGAGGCGUCGCGGCGGCGGGCAAGCGCAAGGGCAGGGGAACCAGUGGGUUGCCGUGGCGCAUAGAGCCCCGGCAACGGCUCCGUGGCCGAUGGAGCGCCGGCAAGGCGCGGCCGGGAAGAACGAAAUGGAGAUAGGAGGCGUCCGCGGCGAGAAGGGGCCGGACGAUGCCACCCCGGACAAUGCCCCCCAUGGGGGAGGCACGCACCGGGUGAAGGGGAAGAGGAAGGGGAAGGAGAGGCUGGCCGAAGCGCUUCCUGCUUCAUCGCGAGGCGGCAAGCCUGCUGAGGUGGUUCCUCAACCAUCGCACGGCGGCAAGCCGGAGAACAAAAGUGAAUCCAAGGCGAAGGGGAAGGGUCCCGGAGAUCAGGCCGCAGAAUCGAGCUCCAGUGACGGGCCAGGUGAGCCGGCCGACGCAGCCAUCUUGUCCCGGUCCUCACGAGGCCGAUUGCGGCGCGGGAAACCGACGGGCGCUGGUGGCCGCAGCGCAGAGACGUGCGCGGGAAUCGCGCCGGAGAAGGCGGCCGGCCCGCCGCCGCCGCCACCAGGCGCCAAGUCGGACGGCAUGGGGAAGCUGAAACCCUCGGCUCCCAGGCGCGCCGACGUGAUGGCUGGCAGCGAUUCGCCGGGCGGGAAGAAGGCGGCUCCGGCCCAGGCGCCGCCCCCCUCUGCCGCCGACGGCAGCAGCAAACCGACGAGCUGUGGCGAGCUCCGCAAGACCACGGAGGCAAAGCCCAGGGGCCUAGUUGAAGGGCAGCGCCGGCGGCAGGUGGUGGAGGCUCAGGCCGUGGCCGAGGUGAACCCACGGGGGGCGAGGUGUUCGGCUGGGCCUUGGCGCGGCCGAGGCAAUGAGGCCACAGAGCAGCACGGGCGAGUUUGGGUGCCAAAGGCGGCGGCGGCGGCCGGAUCAUCCGCCGGCGCCGGGCUUUGAAAUGGCCGGAGUAGAUGAAUAAUUGGGCUGCGAUUGAAUGCUUGGAGCCUGGGGUGAAUUCCACUGGUGAUGGCUUGACACUCGACUAGUCUUUAGUGAAUACUCCAAGCUCCAGUAUACCUGACUGGUGAUGUGAUGAUCCGUGAAAAGAAUCCAAGCGUUGUUCUUGUUCCUCAAUCUAUUUGGCUACACGGUAUUUGUGUUGUGUUUCAAAUAGAGGCUCUGAAGAAAAGAAAAAUUAGUGACUGAA